Molecule: messenger RNA, 4278 nt
Organism: Xyrauchen texanus (razorback sucker)
Lineage: Eukaryota; Metazoa; Chordata; Actinopteri; Cypriniformes; Catostomidae
Gene: slc22a6l
Product: solute carrier family 22 member 6, like
Exons: 11
Coding region: 883-2565 (560 amino acids)
Biological process (GO): transmembrane transport
Cellular component (GO): membrane
Molecular function (GO): transmembrane transporter activity
Source: RefSeq, a predicted model, not a curated record
UUUGAAAUAGAUUGAACUCAUCUAACCUAUGUGUGUGUGUGUGUUAGCGCCUGUGUGUGUACAUUUAUGGGGGGGAAACAGUUGGACUUUAAGAGCAAGAAAACGUACAGACACCUAUCUCUAGUUAACUAUCUUUGGUUAUUCUUCUACUUUGUCUUAUCUCCAUUGGUCACACUUCAUAAUUGCUCUGGGAAAACGGAACGUUCUUAGAUGAAAAUCAGUAAUUAUGCAAUUAAAAUCAUUAAUUUACCCCAAAUCCCUCCCUCUCUUACAUUCAUUCUGAGACAUGAACUCGCACAAAUCUAAAAAACGCAGAGUUCUGCUCUGUUCCCUCACAGCAGUAACCCCACCAGCCUGGACACUGGAACAGCUUCAGAACACAGCAGGUACAAGCACAGAGGUUAGCCAAGAGAUUCCAGUGGGAACACAACAACUUUGGCUCAAGCCAAUCUCCUCAACAACUGGGGCACCUCUUCCAGCUUCAAUGAAAAAUCUGUUCAUUCCACAAGCAGUUUAAUCGCUUUUAUAAUUGAAGUUUCUAAUCCAGCUCGGACGUAUGGUGUAUUUCAACCCAAAAGCCUGAGGAAUUUCAGAGCUGAUUAUACAAAACUGUGUUACCCGCUGGAAAAGGUUUGCUUUUUAUUUUUAAUUUGUAGAAACACUGUAAAGUGAAAAGCUUUCUAGUUACAUUUGCUCUUUUGGGGAACAAUUCAGGACAUCGCUUGAUCUUCUCAGCCAAAAGAUAUAAACCAGUUCAUUUAACAAUUGACAGCAUCUUGUUCAAUGGGACAGAACUUUGGGUUAUGAUCUGAAAUCCACACGUGAACUGUGCUAAACUGUGACAGAUCUUAUACAUUUGUUGUUGUUGUGGAUCUCUGAGCUAUGGCUUUUGCCGACCUACUAGAGCAGGUAGGCAGCACUGGGCGCUUCCAGGUCCUACAUGUCACCCUGCUGAGUAUGCCCAUCCUGAUGAUGGCCAGCCAUAACCUGCUGCAGAACUUUGUGGCCGCUGUGCCUCCACACCACUGUGCCCCCCAUGCCAACAUCUCAAUGUCUUCGCUGGAUACAGGGGAUGUGCUGCUGGCCACGGUGCCUCUGGAUCAAAAGGGCAAACCGGAGCGUUGCAGACGGUAUGCCCAUCCUCAGUGGCAGCUCUUGAGCAACAAUAGUUCUGCAGACCUUUGGGAAGAGGAAGUGGAAGAGAUAGAGACACAGGGGUGUGAAGAUGGAUGGAACUACAACAUAACAGAGAUGAGCACAACAAUUAUUACUGAGUGGGAUUUGGUUUGUGACCUACGUGCAUUAAAACAAAUGAGUCAAACUACCUACAUGGGAGGGGUGCUUUUGGGAGCAAUAGUCUUUGGGGGACUUUCAGACAGGUUUGGCCGUCGUAUUUUACUACUAAUCUCUAACCUGAUGAUGGCAGUUGGAGGGACAUGUGUUGCCUUCUCCACAACCUUCACAAUGUUUUGCAUGUUCCGUUUCUGCUGUGGCAUGGCCCUGUCUGGUUUGGUGCUCAACUCUUUCUCUCUAAUUGUGGAAUGGAUCCCUACACGAGUGCGGACAGUGGUGGGUACAGGAACAGGUUACUGCUAUACAACAGGCCAGCUGAUCCUGGCUGGCCUUGCUUACAGCAUCAGAGACUGGCGUUGGCUCACACUGGCUGUCUCCCUGCCCUUCUAUGUGUCCUUCCUCUACUCAUGGUGGUUCUUAGAGUCUGCUCGUUGGCUGGUCCUGUCCAAGAAGUCAGAGCAGGCGGUCAAAAACCUCAAAGCGGUGGCUCGCAUAAAUGGACGGCGGGCAGAGGCAGAAAAGAUCAAUCUUCAGAUUUUGCAAGAGUCCAUGAAGAAGGAGAUGGCAUGUUCAACAGGAUCUUACAGUGCUCUUGACCUCCUGCGGACAUCCACUAUGAGGAAAAUCACAAUCUGCCUUAGUGCAGUGUGGUUCUCCACCAGUUUUGCCUACUAUGGGCUCUCCAUGGAUCUACAGAAAUUUGGGGUUAGCAUUUAUCUCAUCCAGGUCAUCUUUGGAGCAGUGGAUAUCCCAGCUAAAGUUGUGGUUACAAUAUGUAUGAGCAUGUUAGGACGAAGACCAUCUCAGUGUGGAGCUCUUGUCCUGGCUGGCAUAAUGAUACUCAUUAAUCUUCUAGUGCCUUAUGACAUGCAGUUAUUACGCACCAGUUUGGCAGUGAUAGGAAAGGGUUGUCUGGCGGCAUCAUUCAGUUGCUGUUACCUUUACUCUGGCGAGCUGUAUCCGACUGUCAUCCGUCAGAAUGGUAUGGGCUGGGUGUCCAUGAUGGCUCGACUGGGGGCGAUGGUGGCCCCCAUGGUGCUUCUUCUGGGGGAGGCUGUCCCAUGGCUACCUGGUUUUAUCUAUGGAGGAGCUCCAAUUCUUAGUGGGAUCUUUGCAUUCUUUCUCCCUGAAACCCUUUCAAUGCCUCUUCCUGACACUAUGCAGGAUGUAGAAGACAGAGGUUUCAGGUGGACAAAUUCCAAAAACUCACCUCAGAAAGAGGAUCUGACCAAGAAGGAUCCCAGUAUUGUCCUAAUGAAAGAGUUUGUCUGAGACUCUUCACUCCCUGUGAAUGCAAAAUGUCUGUAACAGACAAACAAAGAUUAGUGUUUCCACACAGAAUAGUGCAACUUAAGUGUUAUAUCAUAAAAACAACCAAAGACUGUGAAGGGGUCUUCUUGUAUGAUAAUUGGUUUAUUCAUAUCUUUCUGACUAGAAUUAGUACAAGUUAAAUGUUUUUUACUUUUACAAAGCAAGAAUAGAGUCUCAAAUGGAGCAACGAUGCUUUCUAAUAUUUGGAAAUCGUUUGCCAUUGUAUAUGUGAAAUAUUUGUUUUCUUACCUGAAUGACUUAAAUAAAGCAAAAGAAAAUAAUUCCUUUAGGAAUGUGUUUUGUAUUUGUUGUUUCAAUUGCUGUACGUGCAAAAGUAGUCUAAUGUAAAAUGCAUCCAAGUAAUCUAUAAAUAUCCAUUGAUAUAACCCACAUAUUGGGUUAUUUUCUGCAACAUUUUCCUGUCAUUUGGCCUGUUGACUCUUGGUCCAGCGAUUGAUGGUAUAAUAUAUCUCACAUGUUAAAUUACUAAGACAUUUUUGAAGUAUGAAGUUUAAGUGAUUAAAUCAAUAAAUGACUGUAAAGAAAAGGUAAAUGACAAUAUUAAGAGUAGUUCAUAUUUCUUUUGACAUUUAUUAGGCCACAUUGUUGACACUAAAUAUACUCAAUAGGGCUCAACAAUAAGGAUGCCCCCUGGCCUGGUAGCCAGUUGUUUGAAGUGUCAAUUGCCCUAUUGGACCAGUUCUGUUUAUAUAUAAUCAGGGUUGCUUCACUUGGGCCAAUAUUGGGGCUUUUCCACUGCACGGUACAACUCGACUCUGCUUGCUUUUUGGGGGUUUUCCACUGUGUAUAGUACCUGGUACCUGAUACUUUUUUGAGUCGAUACUAAAUGUGACGUCAAAUCCUGCAGAUCACUGAUUGGUCAGAGAGAAUCAUCACUACCAGCAUCACUGGAUUUUCGACACGGGACAUCAACGCGCUAGUUUUAAAGUUAGCUAAAGCGAUAGUAGUAUCAUAUGUUCACAUGACUUUCGAAUUGUAAAAAGAAAUGGUUGUGCCCAAAACCAUGCCGUGGUCAAUAAACGAGGUGCAGACAUUCCUCUCGUUAACGACGAACGAUACGAAAAUGUCUAUCAGCUACCAGCGGACCUACCGACAGUGUAGGGAAAAGUAAAAAAAAAAACACCAAGGAAAAGUAGAAGUGGUUCGACCAAAUGGAUGCUAUCUAGAUCGGUGAGCAAUGGGAGGGAGAGUGCCCUGGACUCAGCCACGGCUGGAGUCCACGAUGGAGGAUGGUAUGUUUUGUUACGUUAACUCUAUACUCUGCUUGAAAGCUUCACUUUAUUUAGUUGGCCAACAACUGGAAAGCUUGCUUCUAAAACAACUAGGAUAAUUUAACUGUUACACUUGUUUAUAAUCACCAUGCAACAACUGCUUUAUUCAGCACAAUGAGCUAGUAGCUAACAGCUAGUGGUCGUGUUAUUGUUUAGUGUCGCGUUUAUGAGGAUGUCACGGCAGUAGAGGCGGCUCAACUAUGACGAUCAGCCUAUAAUCCCACCCACAUUGAGGUGGCACUAAACAGCAGUGGAAAAGCAAGCUCAGAGUAGAGUCCAACCGUAAUGUGCAGUGGAAAAGUGUCAUAUGAUUCCAGCAUUUCACUCCUUCUCAGAGUGCUGCACUGUAAACCCUAAAGUUGUCAUUACUGUAAAAAUUAAC